Molecule: messenger RNA, 1559 nt
Organism: Gastrolobium bilobum
Lineage: Eukaryota; Viridiplantae; Streptophyta; Magnoliopsida; Fabales; Fabaceae
Product: ADP,ATP carrier protein 1, mitochondrial-like
Exons: 4
Coding region: 178-1347 (389 amino acids)
Biological process (GO): mitochondrial ATP transmembrane transport; mitochondrial ADP transmembrane transport
Cellular component (GO): mitochondrial inner membrane
Molecular function (GO): ATP:ADP antiporter activity
Source: RefSeq, a predicted model, not a curated record
AUUCCAGAAGCCAAGUCCAAAAGUACAAUCUCUUUGUCAGCCUUGUUUGUCAUUCUAUAUAACUCUAUGCUUCUCUUUACACCAGCGUUAAUGUUUUCUGUGACUUGUUUUUCCUUUUGAGCUCUCGGUUUAUAGUGGGGUUAAUACUUAAUAGUAAUACCAAGCACUCAAGCAGUGAUGGCUGAUAGGCACCAGUACCCAACAAUCGUACAAAAGUUUUCUGGGCAGAUUCAUUUGAGAUCCACCAUUUCCCCACAUGUUGCAACUUAUUAUGGAGAUUUGAAAGGGCUUGCUCAAUUUCAGCAACAGUUUUCAUUCAAUAAUUUUUCAAACGCAGGGUUGCAGUGUCCUGUUAUGCCUGCAUGCAAAGCUACAAGUAAUAUGCAUUCUGUAGGUUCAGCUGCUUCACCCGUGUUUGUCCAAUCCCCAUCAGAGAAAAAGAAAGACUUUUCAAGCUUUGCUACUGAUUUUCUCAUGGGUGGAGUUUCUGCAGCAGUGUCCAAGACUGCAGCUGCUCCAAUUGAGCGUGUAAAGCUUCUGAUUCAAAAUCAGGAUGAGAUGAUUAAGGCUGGUAGGCUAUCCGAACCUUACAAGGGCAUUGGAGAUUGUUUUGGAAGAACAAUCAAAGAUGAAGGAUUUGUUGCAUUAUAUAGAGGGAACACUGCCAAUGUUAUCCGUUACUUCCCAACACAGGCCCUGAACUUUGCAUUUAAAGACUACUUUAAGAGUCUAUUUAGCUUCAAGAAAGACAGGGAUGGAUACUGGAAAUGGUUUGCAGGUAACUUAGCAUCUGGUGCUGCAGCAGGAGCUUCAUCAUCAAUCUUUGUUUAUUCAUUGGAUUAUGCUCGAACCCGCCUUGCCAAUGAUGCCAAAGCUGGAAAAAAGGGUGGAGAGAGGCAAUUCAAUGGUUUGGUCGAUGUCUACAAGAAAACUCUUAAAUCUGAUGGUAUUGCUGGUCUCUACCGUGGCUUCUACAUUUCUUUAGUUGGAAUCACUGUCUACCGUGGUUUAUACUUUGGAAUGUAUGAUUCUUUGAAGCCAGUGCUCUUGGUCGGAACAUUGCACGAUAGUUUCUUAGCUAGCUUUGCUCUUGGAUGGCUCGUUACUACUGGUUCUAGCGUUGCUUCCUACCCAUUUGACACUGUUCGUAGAAGAAUGAUGAUGACAUCAGGUGAAGCUGUCAAGUACAAGAGCUCUUUCGAUGCAUUCUCGCAAAUUGUCAAGAAUGAAGGUCCUAAAUCUCUCUUCAAGGGUGCUGGUGCAAACAUCCUUCGAGCAGUCGCAGGUGCUGGUGUGCUUGCGGGAUAUGACAAACUUCAGGUGCUUAUGCUGGGAAAGAAGUAUUGACGUCUUACCCAUACAGCACAAGAUGGUGAUGAAAAAAAUAAAAUAGAAUCUAAGACACUUAGAUAUUUAUUUCUGUCAAUUAUUACAUUUUUGCAUAACAUAUAUAGUUUCAUCACAGUACAACUUUUAAUCAUUUCUCCUCUUUGAGAAAUGGUAUAGAUUUUGUAAUUUUGAUUACCCGAAUAAUGCUAUCUUGCUUGUUGAGGUGCCUU